Messenger RNA from Rubroshorea leprosula, 1250 nucleotides. Lineage: Eukaryota; Viridiplantae; Streptophyta; Magnoliopsida; Malvales; Dipterocarpaceae. The record is from the annotation of a GenBank genome assembly.
UAAUCAAGAGCACAUUUUCAGGAGAAAGUUAGCUAGGACUGUGAAUUUCAGCUGCGAAAAAGUCUUAAGGUCUAAUCAGAGUAUCUGUAUAUUGGAAAUGACUACAUCCAAGCAAGAUCCUUAUGUUGUUCAGCGGGGUAUUCAACUGUUUGAUUGCGAUCCGUAUGUCAAUUAUCAUGGACAGUAUUUCAAGGAGGAUCAUCAUGACACAGAAUGUUGCAAUGUGGAAAAUGAUGAGCUUGUUGCACAUGCUCUUCAAGAGGAGCUGUCACAACUUUCAGUUGUUAAAGAACAGGGAUCUCCAAAUGAAGGGGAAACGGAUUUACAAGUGUCUGGUUACCAACAGGAUGGGGUUUGUCAAUCUAUAGGAAAUUAUGGUUCUGGUCAGGAUUGUGGCCAGGAGGAGCAAGAUGAUGUUGGACCUUCCAGUUCAUGGUCUAGGCCUAAAGAAAACUUGUACCACAAGGAUGAUUUGCUGUUUUCGCUCGAUCUGACAGAUGAGUGUGCCCUAGAUGGUGAAGUGGGGAAAAUGCUGAAUCAGAUGGUUCCAGUGCCUCAUAUCCCAAGAAUAAAUGGAGAAAUACCCUCAGUUGAUGUAGCAACCUCGGAUCAUCAAAGGCUGCUUGAAAGAUUGCAGGUAUAUAAUUUGGUUGAGCUUAAAGUUCAAGGAGAUGGUAACUGUCAGUUUCGUGCCCUUUCUGAUCAAUUCUACCGAACCCCUGAGCACCAUGAAUUUGUGAGGCAACAAGUUGUAAAUCAGCUUAAGUCUUGUCCAGAGAUAUAUGAAGGAUAUGUUCCCAUGGCUUACAAUGACUACCUGGAGAAAAUGUCUAGGAGUGGUGAAUGGGGUGAUCAUGUCACCUUGCAGGCUGCUGCUGAUUCGUAUGGUGUUAAAAUAUUUGUUAUAACAUCUUUCAAAGACACAUGCUACAUUGAGAUUCUUCCAAAUGUCCCAAGGUCAAAACGAGUAAUUUUUUUGAGCUUCUGGGCUGAAGUGCACUACAACUCAAUCUAUCCUUUUGGGGUGAUGGAAGAAAAGGCCACACAGCCUGUUCAGAUGAAUACCAAGAAUGCAGUGAUGGAAGAAAAGGCCACACAGCCUGUUUGGGUUGGCUGCAGUUUUUGAUAGAAGUCUUGUUUAAGAGAAUAUGUAGUAAAAAUCCUGUUUAGGAGUAUCUGAUGUAGAAGUCCUGUUUAAGAGAAUCUGGUGUAGAAAUCCUGUUUAUGAGAAAUAAAAGAUAUUUAGUAAA